ACAGUGCUCUGCUAACUUGUUUACUCUCUUGAGAGACUAAAAAGGAGAAGAAAAAAUCCCCCAUCAAAUUCCAGGCUUCACUCUCAGGCAACGAGAUUCCUUGUCACUACUACAUUGUGUCCCAUCAAAGAUUUAUCCCAAACCUAUCCAGAGGGGAUCAUUUUUUUGUGUGGAAUAGCGGCUGUUCAAGGGGAAAUAACAAAAGGAUGAAUUUUAUUCAAGCACAAAAGAAGAUUUUUUUAGCAACAGGAGGGAGGAAAAUGUAAACUUGCCUGAGCAGGAUGUAUUGAGAUGGUACAUGUAUAGUUCACACUGACAGGAUGUUUAAUACUCAGAAAAGCUUGUCCGUGGUUGUUACUACAUGAAUAUAUUUCCCAGCAAUGUUUUAAAUUCUUUUUUUUGCCUUUUUUCAAAUGUUCAAAACAAACCAAUCUUUGUUAGAUUCAUCUAUGUACCGUAAAGUGAAAAUGUUCUCGUGAGAGAAGAGUUGCCGGUUUAUAAAUGAGUAGCCCUUAUGCCCAACAUGAGCUGGAGCUUUUUAACCCGUCUUUUAGAAGAAAUUCACAAUCACUCCACAUUUGUGGGGAAAGUUUGGCUUACAGUUUUGAUCAUCUUCCGUAUAGUGUUAACAGCAGUUGGUGGGGAGUCAAUAUACUCUGAUGAACAAAGUAAGUUCACUUGUAACACAAAGCAACCUGGCUGUGAUAAUGUCUGCUAUGACUCCUUUGCACCACUUUCACAUGUACGUUUUUGGGUCUUCCAAAUCAUCAUGAUAUCUGCUCCUUCUGUGAUGUAUCUUGGCUAUGCAAUACAUAAAAUUGCCAGAGCUACAGAAGAAGAACGGAGAUUCAAGCCAUCAAAGAAAAAAAAAUCCUACUCAAAGUGGCGAUCUGGUCAGAACAUUGAAGAUCCAGAAGAAGAAGAAGAAGAACCAAUGAUAUAUGACGGACCAUCAGAACCAGAGAAAGUUGAGGCCAAGGACAAGGAACAGAAAAAGCAUGAAAAGCAUGAUGGCCGCCGUCGAAUCAAGGAAGACGGAUUAAUGAAGAUUUAUAUCCUUCAGCUGUUAGCAAGAGCUGUUUUUGAGGUUGGUUUCUUGGCAGGCCAAUAUUUUUUGUAUGGUUUUGAAGUUUUACCUUCUUUUCAGUGUAGUACAGAACCAUGUCCUCACACCGUUGACUGUUUUGUUUCCAGACCAACAGAGAAGACAAUAUUUCUCUUAAUAAUGUAUGUAGUGAGCUGUCUAUGCUUAUUGCUUAACAUCUGUGAGAUGUUUCACAUUGGUUUUGGUACCCUAAGGGACGCUAUCCGCAGCAGACGAACAAAUAGAACAAGACAGCCACCUUAUAAUUACUCAUAUCAAAAAAACAUAUCCUGUCCUCCAGAAUACAAUAUGGUGGUUAAAUCAGAGAAAACUACAAAAAUGCCAAAUAGUGUGAUUACUCAUAAACAGAACUUGGCCAAUGUUGCUCAAGAAGAGUGCACAAGUCCAGAUGAGAACGUGCCAUCAGAUCUGUCCACUUUACAUAAACAUAUGAGAGUUGCACAGGAGCAACUAGAUAUAGCAUUCCAGAGCUAUAAUACUCAAGUAAAUCCUCAAACUUCUAGGACCAGUAGUCCAGCGUCUGGUGGGACAGUGGUGGAACAAAACAGGGUUAAUACAGCUCAUGAAAAACAAGGAGCUAAGCCUAAAGCCAGCUCAGAAAAAGGCAGCACCAGCAGUAAAGAUGGAAAAACCUCUGUAUGGAUAUAAAUAGUCUUAAAUGCAUAUUCCACUGGAAGACCAAGUAUUGUUAAUAUGCCAGUAUCAUACUUUGAACCACUGCAGAUCUGAUGCACUAUGUAAAUGAAAGCACUAAGUAAUAUUUUUUUUUUACAAAUGCCAAAUUUUCAUUUUUCUAACAAAAUACCAGGAUUUAUAUUUUUACUUCCCAGUCUUCCUUUUUCUGCGGCUCAAAAGUGUACUUGUUAUUAUCUUUUAGGUUUCAUGUGUGUGUGUGUGUUACAGAGCUACAAACAUCCAGAGAAUAUCAGUUUAUUAAAAAUGAUGAUGAUUAUUAUUAUUUUUUGUUUUUAAAUAAGUCCUUUUGAUCGACUGGAAAUAGAGUUGUUGUGCUAAAUUUACUUGAUAAGAAUUAUAACCUAUUGAUAAAUCUUUUUAUUUAAAAAAUGGAUGUUCUUUCUGUUAUCUGUUUUCAAAUAUUUUCACUAAACAUUUGUCACCAUGACAACAAAGCCCAGAUAAGAAAAUUUGUAUUAUAAAUGUGUGUUUUUUAGGAAGUUGAAUUAUUUGUGUCAUCUCCAGUAAAAAAGAGUAUUUGAUUAAUCUCUUAAUAGCCCUCUCAAAAAAAAAACAAAUGAAUUUAAAAGAAUAAUCUCAAUAUAAUAAGUCAUUUUAUUUGCUUAGAACGCUUUACAGCAGGGGGGGCAUUUGUAACAAAAGAGACUGUUUAUUAUAUUAAUUUAGUUACUUUGUUUUGGUGGUCAGGUGAAUUUUAAAAAACAGAUUGAAAGGUAAGAAUGGAAUAUAUUUAAUAAAAUAAUUAAUUUGUUUAGAGAAGAUGACACAUACAUCUCAAAUUAAUAGAAAGGCUAUGUAAUCUUUUUCAAUUACAAACUUUUUUAAUAGCUGCAAUUUUUCGUUUUUUUUUCUGCUUAUAUAAUAAUUUAAAAAAACACAUUAGGAAGUUGGUAAAACAAUUAAUCUAGCAAUCAAAUAUAUGCACACCAUCUUGGUUGUAAUAAAUAUGGCCAAAUAAUGUACAAGAUUAUGUAGUAACAUUCAACAAAAAUAACUUUAUUUGUUAAUAUCUAUUUUGGAUUCUAUCUUAAAAUUACCCAUCAUGCCAGUAACUAUACUAACUGGAUGGCAUCUUUAUACUCGAGAAGUGAACUUAUAUAGAAAUUGGUGCUUGGUGAUAGGAUCACUAAAUGUUUAAGGAGGAGCUAUGUUGGAAUUCAACUUUCUAAUCCAGCUUUACACUGCAAAGACAUUGCUAUGCAAUAUUGUUUCAUAAACAUCCUGUUAAAGGACAAUUUGAUUACUAAAAAUAAAAUGCAGGGCUCUUAGGCUUCAUGAAUGUUGUGUAAAUAUGUGAUGAGAAAAUGUGUCUUGUAUAUGCCUAGUAAGAUUUUGUAUAUGCUUCAUUCUAUUGGUAUCCUUUGUCGAAGAAGCAACAAUACUCUACUAGGAGCUAACUAAAUGCUUUGGGUGAGCAAACAACAUGAGGCCUAUAUGUGAAGCCACCAAUCAGCAGCUCCUGAGACUACCAAGGUAACCUUGUCAACAAAAGGAUACUAAGAGAACAAAACAAAUUAGAUAACAGAAGUAAAUUGGAAAGUUGUUUAAAAUCACAUGCUCUAUCUGAAUCAUGAAAGAAAAAAAUGUGGGUUUCAUGUCCCUUUAAGAUAAAAAUGAUGCAUUGAUCAAAAGGGGGCAUUCAAGGUUUUCAAAUGUAAAAUACUCCCCCCCCCCUAAAUCUUGCUAGAAGACAAACCAACACCUGAAUUCCAAUCCGUCAGGAAACACUUUUCCAGAAGCUUUUCUUAGAAUUACUUUUUAACUUUUUAAAUUCUACAUCAUGGACUUGUUGAUCAUCCAUUUUGACCUAUUUCUAGAGGUGAUUCUUAGCUGUUUACAUUUUGUUUUCAUAAUUAAGUUCUUGCACAUGCUCACUUCACUUUGUUAAAUACUAGGCAGGAAAUAUAGUUCAAAUUUCCCUUUUAAACAUCAAUUAGAUAAAAGAAACAAUUAAUUUUAUUCAUGUCAUGAAUUGAUAUCAGUGUCUAAGAACCCAUUGGAGCCUAUCUAUAAAGCGCCGAACGGAGCUUGAGGGCCCAUUUUUCUGGCGAGUCUUCAGACUUGCCAGAAACACAAGUUAUGGAGCAGCGGUCUAAAGACUGAGCAGGCGGACAGGAAUCGCCGGAAUACAACCCAAUCAAGUACGAUCGGGUUGAUUGACACCCCACUGCUGGCGGCCCAUUGGCCGCGAGUCUGCAGGGGGCGGCAUUGCACCAGCAGCUCUUGUGAGCUGCUGGUGCAAAGCUGAAUAGGGAGAGCGUAUUGUUUUCCGCAUUCAUCGAUGUCUGUCGGACCUGAUCCGCACUGUCGGAUCAGGUCCGACAAACAUAUGAUAAAUAUGCCUCGUGUUGUAAUUUUGCUGUGACAACACGUCUUUUGUCUUUGUCAAGGUAAAAAAAAAAAAGCUUGUGGAAAAUCCUUUGAAAAGCCUGCAGUAGAACACUCCUGAUUUAUAUUUUUUUACAUUUAGCUGUGAUAUUAUUUUCUAAUUUAAUUUAUUUGUUUAAUUCAAAUGACAGCUCUUAUGCAUUGCUACAGUGUGUAAAACCGCAAAAUGUCACUACAGCUGCAAUACAUAACUUUUCUGAUGAUUUGGAAUCUUGAGCACCCAAAAAGUUUUAUUUUUGCUUAAACAGUGUUUUGGUUUUGUAAUGACAUGAUACAUUAUACAUCUAAAUUUAGGGAAAAGCUUUCUAAAUAAUUGAACUGGUAUGAUUAUGAUCCUGGGCAUCCAUUGUAAUAAAAGAAAAUAUUUCUAGCUGCUAAAAUUGUCAAAAUGAAGUGAAAGUUAUGAAUAUAUAUAUAUAUAUAUAUAUAUAUAUAUAUAUCUGAAACAAAGCAUAAUGUUUGUAAAUAAUGCCUCUUUAAAGGGACAUUAGACUUGUGAGCACAACUACAAUAGCAUGGUUACUACUCUCCAUGUAAAUAUGAACAGUGGCUGCAUUGCUCUAUAUCAGGGGUGAUCAAACUUGACCCUCCAGGGGAUUUGGAACUACAUUUCCCAUGAUGCACAGAUAGCAUUUCAGCUGGCUGAGCAUCAUGGGAAAUGUAGUUCCAAACCAUCUGGAGGGCCACGGUUGAUCACCCUUGCUCUAUAUUAUUUAUAAUCAUUAUUUUAUUAUUAUAUAAAAAGCUGCAAAUAUGUCAACCUUCCACUUUGCAUUCUGUGUGUUAAUCUGCACCAGGCUACAGUUGUGAAAGAAAUAGCAACAUCACUGAUCUGUGAUUGUUCACCGCUUUUGUUGUACAGUGCAAAAUAAAAGAGUGUUCCAAGAUGGCGACCCCCUGUAUGAAAAUGUGGCGCAUCAACAACCAGCGGCCUAUAAAGGGUUAAAAUAAGUAGCCAAUGAAGCAAAUAAAAUAGUAUAGUCAGAAGUAGCCAUUCUUUUGAAGCUGUGUACAGAACUGCAACAUUUGAAUAAACGCACAGUGUUGAAACAUUUUGUCAAAUAAAUCAAUGACAAAGCAAAAACAUAAUUAUGGUGGAUCUCAAAGCCUAAAAUCAGUGGAAAAAGAUGACCAAGUAGCAUUAUCCAACAUGUUACUAGGUCGCUAGAUACAAACAUAAGUAAUGUCCCCCAUAUACAGGGUGUUCUUUUUUUUAUUUUUCAGCUAUUUCUGUCUUAAAGCCAUAAAGAACAUGUCUAUGUAUUUUAUUAUUUCUGGUAAGACUGCAGGAAAAUCUAUAGAAGUCUGGGAGAGUAAACACAAAAACUGUAAGAAACAAAUUAUACAUAGUUGCCUGGGUGCUUUCUCAAACUGUCGAGUCAGUUAACUUCUUUAUAUUUUCUGUUCGUUUUUUACAUUUAUUAAGAAAGUUUUUUUUUACUAAAAUAUGUAAAUAUUUGAUAAAUGUUUUUAUAACUUGUAUUUGUUUCUAUAUUGCCAUAUUUGAGUGACUGUUACAAAGUUCAGGUUAAUGGAUCUUAAGGAAACUAAAUAUUAACAUUAGCACCUGGCUCCUGAUCACCUGUAAAUGUACUUAGGAAGCAUUCAUUUUAUCAGCUAUAUAUACAUAUUUAAACUGUACCUGACAAAAACAUUCCAAACCUAUAUACUAGUCGACCUCAUAUGAGCUUGAUAUAUUUGUUCUCCUAAAUGGGAUAUUGUACUAAAAAAUCUACCAUGUGCAGUUAAAGAAUAUGAAUUGGAUGAUAGGUACACCCUACUAAUGCUCAUUGGCUGAGAGGUAUUUCCUGCUAAUGCUUAUUGGCUAAGAGGUAUUUCCUGCUAAUGCUUAUUUGCUGAUGGGUAUUUCCUGUUAAUGCUCAUUUCCUGCUAAUGCUCAUUGGCUAAGAGGCAUUUCCUGCUAAUGGUCAUUGGCUGACAGGCAUUUCCUGCUAAUGCUUAUUGGCUGACAGGUAUUUCCUGCUAAUGCUCAUUGGCUGGUACAAUGAGCAUGCUUUAACUUCACAUUUUUUUCUGGCAAAGAAAAAACAUGUUUAUUUGGGGCUUUUUUUUUUAUUAAAGAGUGCAAUGUCCCUUUAAACCUCUGAAUUUCUCUAUAUAAUAUAAAGUACAAACCCUCCAAAAAUCCACAUCCCUUACACUAGGGCAGUGAUGGACAAGUGGAGUUCUCAGGUCCAUAUGUGCUUCUUGAGCAUUACUUAUGCAGCCCCUAUAGUCUGUUCUCUGAAGCAAGUCUUGAAGUCCCGUGUUUAAGUCUGUAGGACACAUUAUUAUGCUAGUUUACCCCAUAACACAUGUUGACUAUCUUCAUAUUCCUUUUUCACCCUCCCACAUAAUCUAGUCUCCCCCAUCCACGACAUUUCAGCUCAUUACAUAACAAUACAUUGCAGGUAACCAAAGGGUUAAUAACAUUGUCCCUGGUGUUUGUAUAACCUUGUCAACUCAAACAAUAUUUAAAGGGUUACUCUUCAGAUCCAAUUGUAAAUAGUUUAAAAUUUACAUAGCACAGUCAGAGUAGGGAAAUAUGAUCAAAUGACAUCAUAUUUACAUAUCAAUCUAGGAAAAGUCUUGUUUAACUUUUAUAUUGGGUGACUAGGAGCCUAGUUAGAGGUGUCACAUUGUACAAAUGGUAGAAACAUUUAUAAAGACUCAGUGAGACUGCAAGUGGGACUCCUGUAUGUGUCUUGUAUCUCUAAUCUGCAAUAAAUGUUCAGUGUUCACCUGUAACAAUGCACACUAAUAAAGCCUGGUAAAACUUGAAUAAAAUGUUUCUUUAUAUCA
Molecule: messenger RNA, 6991 nt
Organism: Bombina bombina (fire-bellied toad)
Lineage: Eukaryota; Metazoa; Chordata; Amphibia; Anura; Bombinatoridae
Product: gap junction gamma-1 protein
Exons: 2
Coding region: 515-1753 (412 amino acids)
Biological process (GO): cell communication
Cellular component (GO): connexin complex
Source: RefSeq, a predicted model, not a curated record